AUGAUGUUGAUCUCAAUCCUACUGAUCCUUCAUGUACAGCGGGAUCGUUACAUUGAAGCCUUACGCUGGCAUGGUGGCAUUGCAGAUCAUGGACCACCACUACCUUGGGAGGUGCAGCCGAUGAUUUUGCCCAACGACACCUAUGAGGCGAGCUUCUUGGCGCCCAGCUUGCGCCGGGCCAGCAGCUUCGUGAAGCUCUCUUCAAGUGUGUUGGGUGUGAAUGGCAUGGCCAGCACGGUGUUCACCAACUCCACCAGGAGUGCCAGUGACCAGAGUGUCACUUUGGUGGUGGGUUCUGGCACCUUGCCAAUCUGCAAGGAGGCCAAGGAGCCUUGCCUGGUGGCGGUGCAGCGGGGUGAGGCGGAAGCGGCGGGUUCCGGGAUGGUCUGCCACCACUUCUCCGCUGGCGCCGCCUUGGGAGCUUUACAACCACUGGGAAAGGAUUUGUGCCUCAGGUCCAAACAUGUUUACGCAGCCCUGGCGACGGCCUUGAACAAGUCUGAGGUGGUUUUAGCCUGGGAUCCCAAUCGCAAUGAUGGCAGUCGGCCCUACAGCUGCUUGGCACGUGUGACCUUUCCUCAGAUGCAGCGGCUGACGACCUUGGCCGUGGACCUCGUGGCCUCGGUGAUCUACGACCGAGUCACCGACUCGAUCAUCACCUUGGGCUUCUCGGGGUCUCAGACCAUCAUCGCCGAUCAAUACCAAGCCUCCACGCUGAAGCCUCAACUCAGGUAUUCCAUCCCGAUCUCCGUGACGUGGCUGUUGCAUGCGCCGAAGAUGUCGGACGGCUUCCUGCUCUUCCUGGGCUCCGAGACGCCCUUCAUCGGGAGCAUCUUCGCCGUGGAUUUGCGUCGGCAGAUGAUCUACCAACAAGAUCCCCCGACGGGAGGCCCCAACCAACGACCACGGAGAUGGGUUUUGCCCUACAACAAAUUCGUGGAACGUCUACCGGACAAUCCGGCGGCUUCAAAGCAAAGCCAGGAUGGCCCCUGCUCCACACUGUGA
Molecule: messenger RNA, 1005 nt
Organism: Durusdinium trenchii
Lineage: Eukaryota; Dinophyceae; Suessiales; Symbiodiniaceae
Source: the annotation of a GenBank genome assembly